Messenger RNA from Phytophthora nicotianae INRA-310, 1953 nucleotides. Its product is annotated as serine/threonine protein kinase. Lineage: Eukaryota; Oomycota; Peronosporomycetes; Peronosporales; Peronosporaceae. The record is from RefSeq and is a predicted model, not a curated record. The coding region runs from base 1 to 1953 and encodes 650 amino acids. Gene Ontology annotation, molecular function: ATP binding; protein kinase activity. Gene Ontology annotation, biological process: protein phosphorylation. The transcript has a single exon.
AUGCGCUCCCAGCGCCUCGCAGUGAUUUUAGUACUCCUCGGGUUUCUUCAGCACGCUGCGGCGAUCGUGCCUGAUGUGUUCGCGUACUUCCUGGCGAACGAAUGCGCACGUGUCCCUAACCGAGUCGACCUCGAAUAUGGCAAGGAAUGCAACAAUGGAUGUGAGACGCGUAGCGAUGUUGCCUGGAAAUCGGUUUCUCACUCUUGCAGUGCUGAUAAUUAUGAGGAAAUCUUGUGGAACGUAUUUGACGGUUCUUCUUUUUUGGUUCAAGAAGCCUACACCAAUGACUGCGAAACUAGACUUGAAGCCACGUCUCUUCUCGCCUCAGGCUCCUGUGAGCAAGUUACCAUGUACGUCGAAGAAUGGGGGUAUGCUCUAUACGCUAUUAUCGAUGCUAGUGAAAUGACUUCAGUGCAAUAUUUCACUGAUGAAUAUUGCGAUUCACCCCUUGGCGAAACUGUUCCCCUGACGAAACUUAUCAGCGCUCAAAACACAACAAUCAAUCCAGCAAUUCUCAAUACGAAUAAGUGCGAUGAGAACAUGUAUCGAUGGAAGUACUGCAGCCGAACUUCACCUUGCAACUCUGUGAAUUAUGUUUCCGGCAUAUCAAGUGACGUCGGUAGCAACUCCAAUACAACCAGCAGCGCCGGCAGCGCGAAUCCUAUAGCCACAGAUGAUCCUGACAAGAAGAUCCUGCCAGCAGAAUCUUCUGCGUCAAGCAACAACGUGGGUCUGAUCGUGGGAAUAGCAGGAGGAGUCUUAGCGGUGAUUCUUCUGGUUCUCGCCGUUCUGUGUUACCGUCGACGAUUAAACAGACUCGCCGGAGGAGUCUUUGCUGUGCUACUUGCGGUUCUCGCCUUUGUGCUUUAUACAAUCGCAGGAGGCAUCUUUGUGGCGAUACUUGUGGUUUUCACCUUUGUGUACUACCAUCGACGAUCAAGGAGUCUCGACAAUACUGACCACGAUACCAGUCAGAAUGAAUAUCUGGAUCAGUAUACACCGGCAGCGGAUCAGCAACAAACUCCUAUCCUCGAAUCGAGGUCCAUUAACGAACCGCAAGGUCAAUUUGGUCUAUGGAAUGACGAUAUUAUCACGGCGAAAAGAAUUUCUCGUCGAGAUGUACAAAUCCAGAAUCUACUGAGUCGUGGGGCAUUUGGAGAAGUGUAUACAGGUGUCUUUAACAACAAGCGGGUUGCCGUGAAGAUGUUAUCUCCUGAUAUACGAGGAAAUAUGAGCCAUGUAAACAACUUCCUGGCUGAGGCAAAGAUGACUGCCAGUAUGGAUCACCCUCACAUUGUACACUUUAUUGGAGUUGCUUGGGACUCUCUCUCUGACUUGUUCGUCGUCAUGGAGUAUAUGGAAGGUGGAGAUCUCCGAACUCUACUCACCGAGUUCGAGACAGCCAACCGCCCUACUGGAAUCGACCGAGAGAAAGCUACAAUCGCUUUUCACGUGUGCCAUGCUCUUGCAUACAUCCACUCGCUUUCGCCUCCAGUCAUCCAUCGAGACUUAAAAUCUCGCAAUAUUCUGCUGAAUCACGCGAUGGAAGCUAAGUUGAGCGACUUUGGGAUUUCUAGAGAACGCUUAAACCAAACCAUGACAGCUGGGGUUGGGACGUCGUUGUGGAUGGCACCGGAAGUGAUGUUGGGGAAAAAAUACGACGAUAAGGCGGAUAUGUUCUCGUUUGGUGUGGUGUUGUCUGAAUUAGAUUUGCACACACUUCCGUAUACUCAAGCGGAAGAAAAAAACCGUGACUUAAAUGGUAGAAAACUCCCGGAAGCAGCCAUUCUGCACCAAGUCGUCAUGGGGACUUUGAGCGUAGAUUUUUCGGAGGGUCCGUUGUCGAUUGCUGAACUCGGAAGAGCCUGUGUGUCGGUGGAUUCAACUUUACGCCCGACAGCAGCGGAAGCACUGUACAAACUGCAGAUUGCACUAGCACAAGCAGGUUAUUAA